AUGCCGCCUAAAGGCUCCCGCAAGGCUGUGGUGGACCCGCUGGCUGCUGACGCCAACACUCCGACGGAUCCUGCAUUGUCAACGGCAGAAGGGAAGAAGGAAGUGUUUGAGAUCACGGCAGCUCAAGUUGUUGACAACGCUGCUGGCUCAUCUGGACUCUCAGUGGAAGAGAAGUCUGACUCUACUGAGCAUCUGGUCGAUGCUGUUGAAGAGUUGGUGGACGACUACGACGAUGAACUGGAUGUUGACUUCAAGGCUGAUGAGCUUUGCGGGCUGCGUUACAUAGCGAUUCUGCUCGUCCCUUUCAUCCUUCACCAGGAACUUGCCUCGGUUGUUUCUACUGUCCGGCUGCUGAUGAGGCGGGUGUGGUCCUCAGUCUUGUCCGCUGAUGUCGCUAACACCUCGAAAUUUCAGAUCCUGCACCCAGCAUACGUUGCGAAGACUCGCUACUGCAGGCUCCAUAUCUCAUUCCUGUUGGAGGGGGACGCUCUCAAUGUCAGGCAGCAAGAUGUGGAUUACCAGCGCGUGAACGGCAAGCUGGUCAGGCUGAACUGGCUUCACGCGGACGACCCAUCCUUUGUCCGUGAACGCGCCUCCAACCCGCUGGCCACGGAGGUCGUUUUCAGGAAUGUCUCGGCUUCUGUCGCUCCUGAAGCGCUACAACGGCUGCUGGCUCACUACAAGCUCAAGAUCAGCCAGAAGCCGAUCUACAAGGAAGGCCUCUGUUUCCACAGAGUACUUCAUCCGAUCACAGGUGCUGACACCGACGUCAUUAAGGGCCUUGUGGUUCCCCAUCCAAACGGCAAGCUGCGCUGGCGUCACGCCAUCAACGACCCAUCGGACCCGGAGAAGCUGAUCCUGAUCCAUUACCCGUCGCUUUCCUGCAAACUCUGCGGGGGGCAACACGAUGACAAGCAUCACGACGCAUAUGUCACUGAGCGGCAACACAACAUCGGGAAAUGGAACCUGUCUCUGGGUAGAGCGCACAGGAUCAAUGCUGCCUCCCUGCGGGUGAACCCGCUUACGCUGCCGAUCCUGCUAGACCCUGCAGUUGCUCUCAUCUCUACUGGCAACCUGCGGGAGGAAUGGCUGUGCACUCAGACGGGAUGCAGGAAGGCGCACGGAACGUCCCUCAUGGAUGCUGCCGCUCGCAUCAAGCUGGCGAGCCAUCUGCAGCAUCUCGAGACGCUCGGCACUGCCACCAAGUCCACCCUCGAGAAAGCAAGUCUCGGCGCGAUCAGGAAGGACUACGGGAUUUAG
This is a messenger RNA of Closterium sp. Naga37s-1, 1260 nucleotides long. The record is from the annotation of a GenBank genome assembly. NCBI's taxonomy places the organism in Eukaryota, Viridiplantae, Streptophyta, Zygnematophyceae, Desmidiales, Closteriaceae.